AUGAAUGAUCGGGAGGCUCAUGAUGAGGAGGAAGAAUUGGAGCGGAAUCGCAGUUUCUUGCUGGUUCUUGCCACAUUAGCAGCGACAGUGACAUAUGUUGCAGGGCUAAGCCCACCAGGUGGCUUCUGGCCUGAUGAUGACAAGCCUAACCACCUUACCGGUGAUCCAGUUCUGCGAGAUCAUUACCCCCGUCGAUUCAAGGCUUUUAUGGUCUGCAAUGCAACUUCUUUUGCUGGAUCCCUUGUGAUCAUCAUUAUGCUCCUCAGCAAUACAGCAGUGGAUCAUGUUGUCAAGUCAAAUGCUCUGCGGUUGUGUGUGCUGGUGAGCCUCUUUGGGCUUAUGGGGGCUUAUGCUGCUGGGAGUUGUAGGGAGGGGAGUGGGAAUCCAGAUGAUGGCAAGCAUACUACCCUGUCAGGGCCCAAUACACAACAUACGUCAAACAAUUUUAGUGAUGCUAAAGAUGACAUCCAAAAACUGCGCACAUAUCUCCUAUUGCUUGGUAUCCUUGCUGCCACUGUCACAUAUCAAGCUGGACUAAAUCCACCAGGUGGCUUUUGGGAUGAUGGGCAUAUUGCCGGGGACCCAAUCUUGGAGACCAUGCAUCCAAGGCGUUACAAGGUGUUCUUCUACUGCAAUGCCACAGCAUUUGUAGCAUCUUUGGUGAUCAUUACCUUACUUCAGAGCCAACUGAUUACCGUUAGUGCCAUGAAGCGUCACAUACUGCAAACAGCCAUGACACUGGAUCUCUUUGGACUUAUGGGGGCCUAUGCUGCUGGAAGCAGCAGAAUGUUCUUGACGUCCCUAUAUGUGUUUGUCUUGGUCCUUCUUGUUUUCACCUAUGUUGUAAUUCAUGUUCUGCUAUCUUUGGCUCUCAAGAGACGACUCAGAAGAGAUGAUGCUGUGGAGAAUGAAGAUGAAGAGAAGGAUUUGGAGAAGCGGCGCAAGUUUCUGAUGUUGCUUGCAAUUCUGGCUGCUUCCAUCACAUAUCAAGCUGGCAUAAGCCCACCAGGUGGAUUCUGGAGUGACAGUAAUGGCCACCAAGCAGGUGAUCCAGUGUUCCAUGAUGAAUUCCCAACCCGCUACAGGAUUUUCUUCUACUUCAAUGCAACAGCUUUCAUGGCAUCCUUGGUUGUGAUUAUGUUGCUUGUUAGUAAAAGGCUAUGUCACAAGGGUCUUGAGGUCUAUGCGCUGCACACAUGUGUUUUGGUUGAUCUGAUCAGCCUUUUGGGUGCUUUUGCUGCUGGAAGCUGCAGGAAAGUUUCAACAUCUGUGUACGUCAUCCUUGUCGUUGUUGCAGUGUCUGUUUAUGUGAUGAUUCAAGUUGUGGUUCUGACAUUUGCAAAAGACAAGGUGAACAAUUUGUUGGAAAGGAUAAGGAUGUACACCUUUAGGUCUUCUGUGCUCCAACAACCAUCCAUGAAUCACGAAAGAAGCAUCCGAACUAGAAAGAGAACUGAACACAAAUGGCGCAAAGAUUUGAUGCUGAUCGGGACUCUCGCAGUCACUGUCACAUACCAAGCUGGGCUGCUCCCACCAGGUGGGUUUUGGCCUGAUGAUCAGGUAGGCCAUUUUGCAGGUGACCCAAUCCUCCAUGAUACCCAUCCAUCACGGUUUAAAGUGUUCUUCUAUUGUAAUGCCACAGCAUUCAUGGCAUCAAUGGUCAUGGUCAUCCUCUUGUUGAACAACACAAUAAGCAAGUACAGGAGAUCUCUACUUGCUAUGAAGACAGCAAUGGUAUUGGACUUGUUUAGUCUCCUUGGAGCAUAUGCCGCAGGAAGCUGCAGAAAGUUCAAGACAUCUGCAUACAUUUUUGCACUUGUCAUUGCUGUGUUCAUUUACAUUGUGAUUCAUGUGUUGCUGUCAUUCGAUGAGGUGGCUUUAUUGGUCAGAAAGAAGGGAGAAAAGUGGAUUCCUUGCCUGGAAAAAAUGUCGGCACCUAUCGAAAUUGAUCCUUUAAGCCUUCAGCCAUCUGCUGGGCGACUGGGGGAGAUGCCUCUUGCUGUGUAA
Molecule: messenger RNA, 2007 nt
Organism: Miscanthus lutarioriparius
Lineage: Eukaryota; Viridiplantae; Streptophyta; Magnoliopsida; Poales; Poaceae
Source: the annotation of a GenBank genome assembly